Teleopsis dalmanni is the source of this 3547-nucleotide messenger RNA. RefSeq names its product plasma membrane calcium-transporting ATPase 3-like. The record is from RefSeq and is a predicted model, not a curated record. The transcript is spliced from 16 exons. Gene Ontology annotation, molecular function: ATP hydrolysis activity; ATP binding; P-type calcium transporter activity. Lineage: Eukaryota; Metazoa; Arthropoda; Insecta; Diptera; Diopsidae. Gene Ontology annotation, biological process: calcium ion transmembrane transport; regulation of cytosolic calcium ion concentration. Gene Ontology annotation, cellular component: intracellular membrane-bounded organelle; membrane. The coding region runs from base 128 to 3490 and encodes 1120 amino acids.
UUUUAAAAUCAUCAUUAAUUUUCUUAACACUGACUUAUAAAUUACUUACUGAAUUUGCUGCAAUAUUGCCACCACUGCAGGGUUUUUUUCAAAUCAUUUCAUUUUAAAUAACUAAAAAAAACCAAAUAUGACUUCUUCAUUUGGGAUAACACCAAACGAGCUAAAGGAUUUAAUGGACUUAAGAAAUAAGGAAGAGUCCAUUACAAAUAUACAGGCACUUGGUGGUUCCAAAGGAUUAUGUAAAAAAUUAAGGACCCCACCAGAUACUGGUUUAAGUGGAACAUCUUCAGAUUUAGAAGAAAGACAUCAAGUAUUUGGAUCUAAUUUUAUACCAGCAAAACCAUCAAAAUCUUUUCUAAUCUUAGUCUGGGAAGCUUUACAGGAUAUUACCUUGAUUAUUUUACAAGUAGCUGCGUUAGUAUCACUUUUUUUAUCUUUUUACACCGCUCCAGAUGCUGAUGACUUAGAUGAUGAUGAUGAUGACGACACAGAGGAGCGGUAUGAGUGGAUUGAAUCUCUAGCUAUAUUUUUUUCAGUUUUUAUUGUUGUUCUAAUAACAGCAUUAAAUGAUUAUUUCAAAGAAAAACAAUUUCGAAGCUUACAGGAUCGUAUAAAAGGGGAACAAACAUUCAUGAUAUUACGGAAUGCCGUUGUAUCAGCUAUACCUAAUGAUCAAAUAGUUGUUGGAGAUAUAGCUUAUGUUAAAUAUGGAGAUACUUUGCCAGCAGACGGUGUUCUUAUAUAUAGCCAUGAUUUGAAAGUUGACGAGUCUUCUAUGACUGGAGAGUCAGACUUAGUAAAAAAAAGUAUUGAAAUUGAGCCGCUUAUGUAUGCAGGAACCCAUAUUAUGGAAGGAAGCGGGAAAAUGGUUGUUACUGCGGUUGGAUUAAAUUCUCAGGCAGGAGUAAUAUUAUCAUUAUUAGGUGUAACCAAACAAGAGGAUGCUGUUACAGAAAAAAAAGGAGCGGCGAAAAAAAAUGAUGAUAAUAAAAGAGAAUCACAUUCCAAAGUUGCUCAAUCAGCUAGAAGCAGUAAAAAAACUUCGAAAGCUGCAGUUCCAACUGAAGAAAAUGUAAAUGAAACGAUCAAGAUGGAGAGCAAGAAACAUCAAUCUGUUCUUCAAACUAAACUUACAACUUUGGCUAUACAAAUUAGUUAUUUUGGGACAAUAGCAGGUGUUUUAACCGUUAUUUUAUUAAUAACGAGGUUCUGCAUAUAUGAAUUUAUUAAUUUAUCAAAGCCUUGGAGAAAUAAGUAUAUCAAAUACUUCGUUAAAUUUUUUAUUGUUGGAGUAACUGUGUUAGUAGUAGCAGUUCCAGAGGGUUUGCCGUUAGCUGUUACUCUUUCAUUAGCGUACUCCGUAAAGAAAAUGAUGAAGGACAACAAUUUGGUGCGCCAUUUGGAUGCUUGCGAGACUAUGGGAAAUGCUACAACAAUCUGUUCAGAUAAAACUGGUACAUUAACAACAAAUCGUAUGACUGUUAUACAAUCUUUUAUUGCAAACAAAUUAAGGAAAACAACACCAUUGUAUGUUCAUAUACCACCCCAUAUUGGAUCUAUUUUAACUAUGAGUAUAGCGAUUAACACCUCCUAUACAUCAAAUGUUUUGAUUGACUAUAAUUCAUCCAAACUUCCAACUCAAUCUGGAAAUAAAACUGAAUGCGCUUUAUUAGGGUUUCUCCUAGAACUUGAUAUUAAUUACGACGAAAUCCGAAGCGAAUUUCCCGAAAAUAAAUUUAUUCAUGUUUAUACAUUUAAUUCUGCAAGAAAAGUAAUGGCAACAGUAAUCGUAAGACCAGACGGUGGGUAUAGAUUGUUUGCAAAGGGAGCAUCGGAAAUAAUAUUGAAUAAAUGCGAUUUUAUGUUUGGAGAAGGUGGAGAAUUACGUGUUCUAACGAAUGAUAAAAAAUUCGAUAUAACAAAAAAUGUUAUAGAAGUAAUGGCCACUGAUGGCUUACGUACUGUAUCUAUAGCUUAUCGUGAUUUUGUUAUUGAAAAGAAAGAACUUAAUGAAGAGGAAAUUAAUUCACAACCAGAUUGGAGUAACGAAGAAUUCAUAAUAGGUAACCUUACAUUUGUUGCGUUAAUGGGAAUUGAGGAUCCUGUACGUCCAGAAGUUCCUGAAGCUAUUCGUGUCUGUCAAAACGCAGGCAUUACCGUACGCAUGGUAACUGGUGAUAAUCUUAAUACUGCGCGUUCCAUUGCUACUAAAUGUGGAAUAAUUAAACCGAAUGAUACAUUUUUAGUUUUGGACACAAAAGAAUUUAAUAAGCGUAUACGUGAUAGUAAAGGGGUAUAUUCGCAGAAGUUGUUUGAUACCGUUUGGCCAAGACUUCGUGUUCUUGCGAGAUCGGCACCAAUUGAUAAAUACACAUUGGUGAAAGGCAUUAUUAAUAGUACUAUAAACGAAAAUCAAGAGGUGGUGGCAGUGACUGGUGAUGGUACAAAUGAUGGUCCAGCAUUAAAAAUAGCUGAUGUGGGUUUUGCAAUGGGAAUUGCGGGCACAGAUGUGGCAAAAGAAGCUUCAGAUAUUAUUCUUACGGAUGAUAACUUUACAAGCAUCGUGAAAGCAGUUUUAUGGGGCCGUAAUGUUUAUGACUCGAUAGCAAAAUUCUUACAAUUUCAGUUAACGGUUAACGUUGUUGCUGUAGCUGUAGCGCUCGUUGGCGCUUGUACAAUACAAGAUUGUCCAAUAAAGGCGGUACAAAUGCUAUGGGUGAAUGUUAUAAUGGAUACGUUGGGAUCACUAGCUCUUGCUACAGAAGCUCCAUCAAAUAGCUUGUUGCAGCGUAAGCCUUACGGUCGUAAAAAGCCAUUAAUAUCCUUACUAAUGAUGAGGAAUAUAAUAGGGCAUGCAGUAUAUCAGUUGAUUGUUAUUUUUAUUUUGCUCUUUCAAGGAGCCAGUUUGUUUGGCAUCAAAUCUGGAAUAACUAAUAACAUUAAUUCUGCCCCGACCAAACAUUUUACUAUUAUUUUUAAUGCUUUUGUUAUGAUGACUUUGUUUAAUGAGAUAAAUGCUAGAAAAUUACAUGGGGAACGCAACGUUUUUGAAGGUCUAAUGUUUAAUCCAAUAUUUUGCUCUAUAUGGAUAAGUUCCCUUUUUAUUCAGAUAAUAAUUGUACAAUGUGGCAAAAGUGCUUUCUCAACGCAACCUUUAACAAUUGACGAAUGGCUUAUAUGUUUUUGUCUUGGACUAGGCUCACUAAUAUGGGGACAAAUAAUUCAUUUUUUUCCAAUUCAUUUGUUAUCAAGGAAACCGACAAAAGAAACUGAACCGGUUGCUGCGAACAAAAGUGAGACUGAUGGUCAAUAUCAGUUACUGUGGGUAAGAGGCGUAAAACGGCUCCAAACACAGCUACGAGCAGCAAAUGCGUUUUCAGAGAAUACUAGUUACAAUUUAAAUGAGCAAUUGCAAGCACAUCGUUCGUCCAAAAGGCUAUCAGAAGUGGAUUCGGAUUCAGAAUACAAGGAUCUUGAUGACGAUGAAUAAAUAUAACGAAUCACAUAAUAAAACUGCGAAAAUGUGUAGUGAUCUACUAGAGCUACA